GCGAAAGGAUUGGAAGAUGAAAUUUGCUGAGAGAUGUGAAUCAGAUCGUCCAUUUCUUUUUUAGGAGAGUCGAUCAGACCGUCCUAGAGAGUAGGUAGUGACGCAUAGCACAUAGAUAGCUACACCGGUCAUUCCUGGACGCACGGCCGGACGCACGCGCGCACGGCCGGCGGCUUACCGCGACAGCGAAAAACGGAACGGAGCCCCAUACAAAACCACCUGUUCCUCUUUCUCGUCUCCCCUUACUCGCCUACCCGGCAGUCGGCAAGCAGCAAGGAACCCAACCCCACAAGACACGGGCGCGCGGGCGCGUAAUCUUGUGGAGUCUGAUGGGCUGCUUUGGCUCGUCGCUGCGGGCGGGGACGCACCCGGGGAAGAAGCCGCCCGGGAGGGCGGCGGGGGCGCCGCCGCACCGCCCCUCCUUAUCGCUGAACCAGAAUCAGGCGCCGGCGCCGGCGGCCUCCUCGGCGCGUACGGGCGCCGGCGGGUGGGAGGCGCCGGCGUUCGCGGAGUUCUCGCUGGCGGAGCUGCGCGCGGCCACGGGCGGGUUCGCGGUGGCGAACAUCGUGUCCGAGAGCGGCGAGAAGGCACCGAAUUUCGUGUACAGGGGCCGCCUCGAGACCAGCCGCCGCGCGAUCGCCGUCAAGAAGUUCGCCAAGAUGGCGUGGCCCGAUCCCAAGCAGUUCGCGGAGGAGGCGAAGGGGGUCGGGAAGCUGCGGCACCGGCGUCUGGCGAACCUGAUCGGUUACUGCUGCGAUGGGGAUGAGCGGCUGCUCGUCGCCGAGUUCAUGCCCAACGACACGCUCGCCAAGCAUCUUUUCCACUGGGAGAACCAGACAAUUGAAUGGGCUAUGCGUCUACGAGUUGCAUACUACAUCGCUGAAGCAUUGGAGUAUUGCAGCACCGAAGGAAGGCAUUUAUAUCAUGACCUAAAUGCAUAUAGGGUUCUCUUUGAUGAGAAUGGUGAUCCUCGUCUUUCAUGCUUUGGUCUUAUGAAAAACAGUAGGGACGGGAAAAGUUAUAGCACAAACCUUGCAUAUACACCUCCAGAAUAUUUGAGAAAUGGAAGAGUAACAUCGGAAAGUGUCAUAUUCAGCUUUGGCACUAUUCUCCUGGACCUUCUAAGUGGAAAGCGUAUACCUCCUUCCCGUGCUCUUGAUAUGAUAAAAGGCAACAAUAUCCAAGUACUGAUGGAUUCACAUUUGGAGGGAAACUACUCAACAGAAGAAGCGACCACACUGGUAGAUCUUGCCUCUCAGUGUUUACAGUAUGAACCUAGGGAUCGCGCCAACACAAAAAAGCUGGUUUCCGUACUCGAGCCCUUGCAAAUAAAAUCAGAGGUACCAUCCUAUGAGAUGCUUGGCAUUCCAAAGCAUGAAGAAGAAGUGCCUCCACCUCCUCCACCUCCACCUCCUGCUCCACAACCACAACACCCUCUAUCUCCCAUGGGUGAAGCCUGUUCUAGGAUGGACUUGACGGCGAUCCAUCAGAUUUUAGUGAAUAUGCACUACAGAGAUGAUGAAGGGACUAACGAGCUAUCUUUUCAGGAAUGGACACAACAGAUGAGGGACAUGUUGGACGCUAGGAAACGUGGAGACUUCGGUUUUCGUGAUAAAGAUUUCAAGGCAGCCAUAGAAUGCUAUACACAGUUUGUUGAUGUGGGGACGAUGGUAUCACCAACAGUGUAUGCUAGACGGAGCUUGUGCCACCUCAUGUGUGACCAGCCUGAUGCUGCCCUCCGUGAUGCGAUGCAAGCGCAAUGCGUGUACCCUGAUUGGCCAACAGCAUUCUACAUGCAAGCUGUUGCGCUUUCAAAGCUAAAUAUGCAGAGUGAUGCUAUGGACAUGUUGAAUGAGGCUUCGCAGCUAGAAGAGAAGCGGCAGAAGAACACAAAAGUUCCUUGAAAGACCCAUCAGUUCAGUCCCUUUUGCGGCUCGAAAGGUUUAUGUUGAGGCGUGCUACUCAUUCCUUGCUAAAAAUUGUGGUUACUUCCUGGUCCUGGGGUUGGGAAUUUAAUGGGGGAAGAUUUGCUUUAGAGUCCUGUGAUUGUAACUAUCUGGUUUGGCAUUUCUGUGAUGCAUUUUUUUGGGCCCCUGUAUAUGUAACAUUAAAAAAAUUUGAAACAGUCCGAAUGCAAGGGAAUUUGUUUCUGGUUGUCAAAACUAGAGCUUGCUUGUUGUUCAGUAAGCUCCAGAGUUGGUCCCGUCCAGCUAACGGACUUUUUGUGUACUUGUGCUGCUUGUAAGGCAUGGAAAAGUAUCUUCGACAAGCAACCAAGUACAGAUGUGACUA
Messenger RNA from Phragmites australis (common reed), 2292 nucleotides. Its product is annotated as serine/threonine-protein kinase BSK1-2-like. The record is from RefSeq and is a predicted model, not a curated record. The transcript is spliced from 9 exons. Lineage: Eukaryota; Viridiplantae; Streptophyta; Magnoliopsida; Poales; Poaceae. Bases 330 to 1904 code for a protein of 524 amino acids. Gene Ontology annotation, biological process: protein phosphorylation; brassinosteroid mediated signaling pathway. Gene Ontology annotation, molecular function: protein kinase activity; ATP binding; protein binding.